AUGGCGGCAGCCGCCCCCGACCACCAGCUCCAGUUGGGGGAGACGCCCCCGUUCCCCGCUUACCUGUCUGGCUUCCCCGAGGGCGCCUACCUGCCGCCCGGCGGCCCGGGCCCCCGCGCCCCGCUGCCGCCGGCCCCGGCCCCGCCGCCGGGCUUCCCGGGGGCUGGCGGGGUCCCUGGGGUCCCUGUCCCGCUCGCCUCCUCCUCCUCCUCCUCUUCCUCGUCGUCGUCGUCUUCCUCGCAGAGGCGGAAGCGCACGUCGUUCAGCCCGGAGCAGCUGCAGCUGUUGGAGCUCGUGUUCCGCCGCACCAUGUACCCCGACAUCAACCUGCGGGACCGGCUGGCCGCCCUCACACAGCUCCCCGAGUCCAGGAUCCAGGUCUGGUUCCAGAACAGACGUGCCAAAUCCCGGCGCCAGAAAGGAAAAUCCUGCAGCUACCCAGCUCUCCCGGAGCUUUUCCCUGGCCUCCCGGCUCCUGGAUCAGAAAUGAAAUGCUCAGGGCCCCAGCUUCCUCUGGAGGUGGAUGCACAAUGCUCCCCAGCCCCGAGCUCGCUGGGGCUGUCAGACCCAACCCCCCAAGAGCCAAGCUUUGGAAACUAUUCCCCUCUCUCUAUUGACGCCAGCGGCGGCAGCCCCAAGCUGGACUCCUGGGAGGAACACAUCUUAUCCACCUUCAGUAACUCCUGA
This is a messenger RNA of Tachyglossus aculeatus (Australian echidna), 687 nucleotides long. It is a transcript of the gene MIXL1, whose product is annotated as Mix paired-like homeobox. The transcript is spliced from 2 exons. Gene Ontology annotation, molecular function: RNA polymerase II cis-regulatory region sequence-specific DNA binding; DNA-binding transcription activator activity, RNA polymerase II-specific. NCBI's taxonomy places the organism in Eukaryota, Metazoa, Chordata, Mammalia, Monotremata, Tachyglossidae. Gene Ontology annotation, biological process: regulation of transcription by RNA polymerase II; endoderm development; hematopoietic progenitor cell differentiation. The record is from RefSeq and is a predicted model, not a curated record. The coding region runs from base 1 to 687 and encodes 228 amino acids.